Molecule: messenger RNA, 1910 nt
Organism: Ahaetulla prasina
Lineage: Eukaryota; Metazoa; Chordata; Lepidosauria; Squamata; Colubridae
Product: methanethiol oxidase-like
Exons: 11
Coding region: 16-1377 (453 amino acids)
Molecular function (GO): protein binding; selenium binding
Source: RefSeq, a predicted model, not a curated record
ACACCCUUGGAUGCCAUGAAAGGACCUCAAGAGAAGCUGAUGUACGUGCUUUGCGUCUUAACCAGGACGGGGACCCAAAUGCCCGAUUAUCUCGCCACGGUGGAUGUGGAUCCCAAAUCUUCCACUUAUUGCCAAGUUAUUCACCGGUUGCAAAUGCCAUACAUUAACGAUGAGCUUCACUUCAUGGGCUGGAACAUUUGCAGUAGCACCUUUGGAGACACCACCAAGAAACGCAACCGGCUGGUCCUUCCGUGUUUCAACUCUUCGCGGAUUUAUGUGGUGGACACUGGGACUGACCCCCGAGUUCCCUGCCUGUUCAAGGUGAUUGAGCCCAGAGAGGUCUUCUGUAAAACCAAAGUGGCUUCACUACUCACCCCACGCUGUCUGGGCAGCGGAGAAGUCAUGAUCGGCUCCCUAGGGGACCUAUUUGGCAAUGGAAAAGGUGCAUUUAUUCUUGUGGAUACAGAAACAUGGCAAGUGAAGGGUACCUGGAACCGCCCUGGGGAUGAGGCUCCAUUAGGAUAUGACUUCUGGUACAAACCAAGGCAUAACGUCUUAUUCAGCACUGAACUGGCGAUCCCCAAAUUUCUCGUAGAAGGGGUCAACCCUGAAUUUCUGGGGAAAGACCGCUAUGGCCGCCGCCUGAAUGUGUGGGACUGGACCACCCACUGCCUUGUCCAGUCUAUUGACCUGGGGGAGGAUUCUGUCCCCUUGAAUGUCCGCUUCCUGCACAACCCAGACGCCUCACAUGGCUUUGUGGGUUGUGCCUUCAAUGGCGCUGUGCAUCAUAUUUUCAGGAAGGAGGAUGGGACAUGGAUCACAGAGAAGGUAAUUCAGAUUCCAGACAAGACGGUCAGUGGGUGGUACUUACCCAAAAUGCCAGCAUACACCAGUUACUUUGUUAUAUCAUUGGAUGACCGUUUCCUGUAUAUAAGCAACUGGUUUCAUGGUGACGUUCGACAGUACGACAUCACCGAUCCCCACUGCCCUCAGCUGAUGGGCCAGGUGUUUGUAGGAGGCAGCAUCUACAAAGGUGGGGUAGUGACUGUGAUUAAGGAUGAAGAGCUGGACUGCCAACCAGAUCCCCUUGUGAUCCAGGGAAGGAGAGUAUAUGGAGGACCUCAAAUGCUCCAGCUGAGUUUGGAUGGGAAAAGGCUUUAUGUUACCAACAGUCUCUACACACAGUGGGAUGAGCAAUUUUAUCCAGAAAUGUUCAGGGAAGGGUCAGUCAUGCUCCAGAUCGACGUGGACACAAUGAAGGGGGGGCUCUGUGUGAAUCCAGAUUUUCUGGUGGAUUUCGGGAAGGAGCCGUGGGGUCCCGCUCAUGCGCACGAAAUGAGUUACCCGGGAGACUGUACUUCGGACAUCUGGGUCUGAGACAUUCCUCUUAGCCUACCCUAUUGUUAUGCUAGCAUUUAGUGGGUAGGGAACUGAAGCAGAGAGCAACUCAAAACCAGAGUGUUGGUUUGUAGUUUAAUCCUGCUCCAGAUUUCCAUGCUUGAGGAAUGUGAACAGAGAAAUUGUCAUCAUAAUAAAAAGUGUUCUUGAUAAUACAGACUCUUGAGGGUAAAUUUUAUUUGAAGAUGAGAGCGGCAACCAUUGACCAAGUCUAUGUAUUUUUCUCACAAUGCAGUUUAAAAGCCUCUUAAGGACCAAUGUCUUCUUCCUGGGGUUUAGAGUGGCUCAAAGUCACCCAGCUUGGCUUCCGUGCCUAAAACAGGAUUAAAAUUUAUGGUCUCCAACAUCUAAUCCAGCACCUUCAACUAUUACACCACACUGGCACUCCAUCCAUAACUUAAGCCAUAGUCAGUUGCAGGAGAAGGAUUUUCACUUAGCUAUCCUCAAGCACUACUAGGUAAUCACAGCCAACAAAUCAGAGAGACGAAAAUGGCUCUUCUGGACAUGUAUCU